GUGAUAGAGGCAGUUCCGGUGUUGGUACAUUACAUCCACUCACUCAGACUCUGGUCGCUGGGUUUUUCCUCUCGCAGGAGUUUAAGGCGAGAGGUAAACAUGUCUGGUCGCGGAAAGCAGGGCGGCAAAGUGCGGGCCAAGGCCAAGUCUCGGUCCUCCCGCGCGGGCCUGCAGUUCCCGGUGGGCCGAGUCCACAGACUGCUGCGCAAAGGUAACUACGCGGAGCGAGUAGGUGCUGGUGCGCCCGUGUACCUGGCGGCGGUGUUGGAGUACCUGACGGCAGAGAUCCUGGAGUUGGCUGGCAAUGCCGCUCGUGACAACAAGAAGACCAGGAUAAUCCCUCGCCACCUGCAACUCGCCAUUCGCAACGACGAGGAGCUAAACAAGCUGCUGGGGAAAGUCACCAUUGCUCAGGGCGGCGUCCUGCCCAACAUCCAGGCCGUGCUGUUGCCCAAGAAGACCGAGAGUCAGAAGGCGAAGAGCAAGUGACCCUGAUGCCACCACAGGGGAGCUGGCAUCCCCAGCAAAGGCUCUUUUCAUAGCCACCCCGCAGUAUUUUUCAACAUACUCGAUGUUAUGGAAGGCUGGCGCGAUCUAGUGGGGAGGUGGGUGGCGAGGGGCCCGCAGAGUCCGGGGCCAAUAAAGUCGGUGAAAAUCG
Molecule: messenger RNA, 658 nt
Organism: Ailuropoda melanoleuca (giant panda)
Lineage: Eukaryota; Metazoa; Chordata; Mammalia; Carnivora; Ursidae
Gene: H2AJ
Product: H2A.J histone
Exons: 1
Coding region: 100-489 (129 amino acids)
Cellular component (GO): nucleosome
Molecular function (GO): DNA binding; protein heterodimerization activity; structural constituent of chromatin
Source: RefSeq, a predicted model, not a curated record